This is a messenger RNA of Candidula unifasciata, 528 nucleotides long. Lineage: Eukaryota; Metazoa; Mollusca; Gastropoda; Stylommatophora; Geomitridae. The record is from the annotation of a GenBank genome assembly.
AUGAUCAUCGUCCUGUUCUGUAUCUCACUGUCGUUAUAUCCACACAUUGCAAUCAGUGUGGCAAACCUCAAGUACUUUGAGACUCUCAGUCAAGUGUCUGAGACAUCAAGCAUCAAGAGGUCAGUUGAUGGCGGCAGUAGCCUCUUCAAACAUGUCAAGUUCCGAGUCUUUGACAGAGACUUUGACCUAACUCUCAAAUCGGGCACCAAUCUGAUAGCCAAGGAUUUCCGUGCUAGUCUAGUUCACAGUGAUGGCAGCUCUACCACUCUAACUCUGGAUGAAAGUUUGAUAUUCUCCGGCUAUCUCACAGACAAGCCAGACGUGCUGGUCCAUGCACAUAUAGAAGAGACUCUGUGGUAUAUCCAUGUCUAUGACCCGGAGGAUAUCUAUGCCCUGGAGCCAGCCUGGAGACUGUUGACACCAGCAGAAAACCCUAAAAAUGACACACUGAUAGCAUACAGAGCUUCUGACCUGAAGUCUGACAGCUCUAACAGUUCACAGUUCUGUGGCGUGAAUAACCAUAUGAAA